Molecule: messenger RNA, 689 nt
Organism: Ananas comosus (pineapple)
Lineage: Eukaryota; Viridiplantae; Streptophyta; Magnoliopsida; Poales; Bromeliaceae
Exons: 1
Coding region: 119-538 (139 amino acids)
Molecular function (GO): calcium ion binding
Source: RefSeq, a predicted model, not a curated record
AAAAAAAAAAAAACAAAAAAAAAACAAGUAUAAAUAGAACCCCAACCCCUUCUCCUCUUCUUCAAACAAGAAACUUAUUAAGAUUAGUGUUUAUUCGAGUUCUCUUUCAAAAGCAAAUAUGAGUGUGGAGGUUUUGGACGGCGCCACCAUCCUCAGCUUCGUCGAAGACGCUGCGGCGUUCGACGUGUCGGUCGAGGACCGGUUCGCGAGCCUCGAUGCCGACCGGGACGGCCGGCUCACCUACAAGGAGAUGGCACGAGAGCUGAUGAGCCUCCGGGUCCUCGAGGCGCACUUCGGAGUCGACGGGCCGACGAUGGGCCCGGACGAGCUGGCGCGACUCUACCGGGGACUGUUCGAUCGGUUCGACCGCGACGGCAACGGGACGGUCGAGCUGGAGGAGUUCCGGGCCGAGAUGCGGGAGGUGAUGCUCGCGGUCGGCGACGGCAUCGGCUUCAUGCCGGUUCAGAUGGUGGUGGAGGAGGGCAGCUUCCUUAAAAAGGCCGUGGAGAGGGAGUUGGCUCAGAUGAACACUGCAUGAUGAUCACGGGCUUUUGUUUGCUACAAUCUUUUAUAGCUUCUCUACUCUAUAUAUAUAUAUAUAUAUAUAUACACAGCAUAUACAUGUAGGAAGGGAUUGAGACUUUCUUAUUUUCUAAAGCAAUAAAAGAGGCAUGCAGCUUUUAUAUUUA